Aspergillus mulundensis is the source of this 2349-nucleotide messenger RNA. Its product is annotated as fungal specific transcription factor domain-containing protein. The record is from RefSeq and is a predicted model, not a curated record. Lineage: Eukaryota; Fungi; Ascomycota; Eurotiomycetes; Eurotiales; Aspergillaceae. Gene Ontology annotation, molecular function: zinc ion binding; DNA binding. The transcript is spliced from 4 exons. Bases 1 to 2349 code for a protein of 782 amino acids. Gene Ontology annotation, biological process: DNA-templated transcription.
AUGGAUCUCACAACGGAGCAACUCCGAGAAUCCGCCGCUCAUAUUGUUGCCCGCAUUCCAGUGUCGGAUGACAGGAAGAAGCGCGCUGUCGAUGUUCCGAGCGAGUUUCUCUCGCCUUUGUAUUCUUGCUUCGGUGAGGCAUAUCUGCGGAACAGGAUCCUCAGUCAUCCGGACGUCGGACAGAAAUGGUAUCCCGAGUUUUCCAAACCUGUCGCGAGAAGACCGACAGCCUCUCGAGCAGUGACCGCUAACAACGAGCCCCGAACGCCGGCCCCACACGCCGAGCCUCAUGGGAAUAUUGACAGUCAUGAUGCGUCUCACCAGCUGGACUACGGAGAAGCAGAGUCGACCAUGGGAAUUGCGCAAAAGAUCGUUGGACUGGAUCGGCAACUGAUCGAUGAACACGCGACCUCCGCCAUCCCCGGAUACCAAGCCAGCACCAAUGUUGUCAAUCGGCGGUCGGCCGCCAAUGGCCAGCGAUUUCCGAUUGCUUCAUUACUGGGUCAGCCACUGCCUCCGACAGAAACCAUCUAUCUGUUACUCGAGGACUACUUUGAUGCCGUCCAUUGGUUCUCCCUUGUGAUCUUCGAACCCACCUUUCGCAAGAACCUCAACUCCGUCGCCGAUGGAUUUGCUUACUCCUCACAAAAGCCAUUUUUGGUCUUAGUGGCGGUGGUCUUGGGCAUGGGCUCGUGGUACCGUUCGCAAAAGGAGCCUUGUAACCUGACUGAUAAUAAUGACUGGCGCCUCAUGAGCAAUGAACUCUUGAAAUUGGUCGAGUCACAUCUCAUCGAGUUAAUGGACCAGCCGUCCGUCAGCGCAGCUCAGACCUUAAUACUCUUCGGUUCAUAUUGCGUUUAUCACGGCCGGCCCAACCUCUCGUUCUCACUUCUCGGCGCAACCAUCAGAAUUUCACAAGCUGUGGGGCUGCACCGGGAACCAACCCGCGGAAGCUUUGAGGAAAAUGAGGAGAGAAAACGAGUCUGGUGGACGAUAUAUACCUGGGACCGAUUUGCAUCAAUCACGUACGGCCGGCCACUAGGAAUCAAUGACAGGGACUGCAAUAUUAGCAGCCCGGCAGAUACCUCGGAGAAUCCCUACUUUGUUUACCCCCAGGCUGACCAAGGCAAUACCAUAUGCUAUUCCGCCUAUCAACGAGAGUUGAAUCGUCUAUAUCUAAUGGCUUCAACCGCUCUUGAGGUUAUAUUUGGUUCGCGAACAUCCGGAUCAUCCAAGGACCUGACGGGAGACGCAUACCAUCUGCUGGUGAAAGAAGCGACUAAGAAACUUCACAGAUGGCGCAACGAGCUGCCGGACCACUUGGCUCUGAACCUCGACGAGGAUUUUCAUUCCGACAGCGGACCACCAGCCAAAGCACAUGCGCUCCAGUCUUUGUCGCUCCAGUUGACGUACGACAACAUUUUGAUCGUCCUCCAUCGCCCAUUACUAGCACGGCAAGUGGAAAACCUAUCGACGAACCAUGCUACGUCUGCUGGACGAGGUGAAGGGGAUUCAGGCCACGGCCAAUCGCACUCCCUCUCGCAAUCUCAACAUGACUCACCAUUCGAGGCCCUAUCUCCAGGGUCAUCAGUAGCAAGCUCGGUGCACUGGUGGAACGCUGCUUUGAGAACAUCGCGGGUGACUGAGCUGCCCUUACUGGCCCAACUUGCCACCGACAGUCAUCUGGUUGCCUUCCUCGCGAUCAAUCUAUUCAAUGCGGCCGUGGUCUUGGCGGUCAUGGCCCUAAGUGAUCCGCUGUCCGACACCGCGCAGGUUGUCAAACGUACGAUUACUCGCAUCCUGCGAUUGCAGGGUCUACUGGGCAAGCGCUCGGCACUGUCCAAACAAAGCACGACAAUACUGAAAAAUGUGGUCACGUUGCUGCUUAGACGCGAGUCAGACGCUAUACUUGCUCCAAUCACGGAGCACGCUCAGGAUAAUCGUCAGCACGCUCUCUCAGGCUCUGGGCAUAUGUCGGUUGAGGAUACGCUUCGGCUACCACUCGACGCGACACUCGAAACCACCCAUACGCCAGCACGUCGUCAAGCGUGGCCCGACCUUGCUAGUGCUAUUCGUCUGAAUGAAAGCUUGACGUCCGUACAAUACGUCGUACCUUCGGGAAAUGACGGUCGCGCUUCUGAAUGGUACACUGGCGGAGACAACCACCAAUCUGACAUCGCAACACAGGAGCCAAUUGGACGCGGUCAUGUUUGGCCGCCUUCUGGACAGUCUGAGUGGGACUCUGCCAAUAUCCGGAGCAACGAAACGUUCGAGCCGCCUGCGGACACUGAUGGCGAGCAAGGACUGUACUGGCUUUGGGACAUGUCGUGGAAUGGAGGAGGUGUUUGA